UGUGAAAGGCGGUAUGGCACUAGGGAGUAAUAUGGUGUCAGCAGCUGGUGGCUCGGUGGUCACCCUACACUAUCUUAGUAGUGCGGCCAUAUUUGUGUUCAUAGGAGACCUGUGGCGGCUUUGACGUUUCUACCCGUUUGGUUCGCUUAUCAAUGCACUUGGGAACUUGAGGCCCUCAAAUGGAUAUACACGUGAACGUGCCCGAAGCAUAUUGGAGCUGAAGCACCGCUUGAUUGUCCUCAAAUCCAGGGUGGGUGAGGUGCGGGGUGAUGCCGCCGCCACCGCCCCCGCCCGCGCCUGGAGGCCUGCAGCGGCGCGGCCCACACGCCCCGCCCCAGCCCGUGCCCAAGGCGGCAGGUGGCGAUGACCGCAACGCCCUCCUCUCCUCCAUCAGGACCGGCGCCAAGCUCAAGAAGACCGUCACCAACGAUCGCUCCGCGCCGAUCAUAGAUGAAAAAACCGGUGGGGCCCAACGCGGUGGCGCCGCCAGUAGACCGUCCCAGCCACACGCCCCGUUCGGUAUCGGCAAGCCAUCCACAAAUGGUGCAGGAGGUGGAGGCAGGGGAGGAGGAGGGGGAGGAGGGGGAGGAGGAGGAGGAGGGAGGAUGAUGAAUGGAGGAGCACCUCAGCUUGGACUCAUAGCAGAUGGGGUGAACAGAUUGAGACCCACAGGGCGAUUACCGGCCAAUUCCUCGGCGAAUAGAAGUGCGCCAUUAUUACCUCCAGGAAGAAAACCUUCGCCAGUUGUUCCAGUACGAGACGUGUCGUUGGAUUCUCAACACACAACAGACAGUAACAGUAUACCGCCUAGUCCAAAGCCUAGUAGUAAGAGUAAUCCAGCCCCUCCACCACCCCCUGCUACGUCGAAACCUUCUUUUCCAAAUGAUCGGCCUGCGAGAGGCCCUCUUCCUGUGCCUCCGAACCCUGCUAGUAAACCUGCACCCCCUAGACCGCCUAUGGAUGAAAUUCCCACUUUGAUUUCCUCUGAAAGUGGGUAUCACCCAGCCCUUCCAAGUAAGCCAGUUUUAAUAAACAAGCCAUCUGUUGGAAGCAAACCAGCGCCACCCAGACCCCCCACUGGAACAAAGCCAACACUUCCACCAAAAGGGUCGGGACUACAGCCAAAUGGAAGUACUCCACCUUCUAGUAAACCUCCAAGUCGGUCUGAGAGUAUGAGAGAAUAUCGAACUCCAAGUGAAUCAGAAUUCCAAAACCAAAACAAUAGUUAUUCAGGAGAGGACUCUCUCAUGCCAUCUCGUACCCUUCCAACUCCCUAUCACCAUAGAACUGCUCCAGGUGGGCCUGGUGCAAGCCUUGGGUCUAUUCGCCCUAACACGGUUGGGCGCCAAGGGGGUGCUAGUAUUGUGAAAUCUUUGACACGCCCGCCUUCUGAGCGACCACCACCUCCGCCCAAUAGACCAAGUGUUCCUCCACCAAGUCAACCCCCUCCACCUCCACCACCAAACAGACCAAUUCCAGUUCCUUCAGCAUCUUCAAAACCUGAGCCACCUGGCACUGCACCACCACCACCGCCCAACAGAGUAUCGUCACGCCAUUCAGGGAGUGACUUUGAGAGCAAGUUUCAUUUCCAUACCGCUCAGCACUUUCCAUUGCCAAUCAUAUACCAGAACUGCACCAAGACGUACCCUAGCAAGAAUGGUAAGAAAGACAGUCGACCUACUGAGCAACCUCCAGAGGCUCCAUCACACCCUCCAUCCUCACCUCAGAGUUCACCUGCACCCUUAUUCACUACUCCGAAUCUAAUGUCUACUACUUCGGGUUUAUUUCCCAGUUCUCCCCCCAGUCUUGAGAACAGUUCUUUUCCUAGUUUUCCUCCCAGUCUCCCUCCCAGUCUCCCUCCCAGUCUCCCUCCCAGUCUCCCUCCCAGUCUCCCUCCCAGUCUCCCUCCCAGUCUCCCUCCCAGUCUUCCUCCCAGUCUUUCCCCCAGUUUUUCUCACAGUCUUCCUCCAAAUCAUCAUUCUAAUUUUUCCAGCCUUCCGCCCAGCCUUCCGCCCAGCCUUCCGCCCAGCCUUCUUCCCAGCCUUCCCCCCAGCCUUCCCCCCAGCCUUCCUCCCAGUCUUCCCCCCAGCUUUCCUCCCAAUCUUCCUCCCAAUCUUCCUCCCAGUCCUCAUUCCAGUCUUAAUUUUCGUAACCCUGCCACUAUUCCUGGUAAUUUUAAUAAAAGUGCCAUUGAUUAUCCAGCAAACUUUUCGUCAUCUUGGAACACUCGACAUUUCCAGUAAUUUUGUACAUCACUGAUGAUUUGUGCAUAAUAGUAGAUCUAUUUAAGAUGCAGUAUUUCACUCCCACAUAGGGGUGAGUAGUGAAAGAUUCACAUUGGUUGUCUUAGGGGUUUACAUGUCUGCUAUCUUGAUAUCUAGAAUCUGAAUGAAGGUAUCUACCUUGAUUCAUUCCUGAGUAGAAAUGAGUGAGUAUGCUUCUUGAAUGUGUGCGCGCACUUGUGUGUGUUCUCUGUUUUUGGCUGAAAGAAAGGCAAAUCAAUUUUAAUUUAGCCUAAGAAAAGAUAAAAUAAUAUAAUACAAACAGGAAAAAAAGCAGGCUGACUGUAGCUUUCCACGUGUAAUAGAUUCGAUAGAUUCUCUAGCAGGUAAACACAGUGGAGUUAUAAGUAAUCACAGAAAGUUGUCACUGGAGCAAUGUUUGGGUUAGUGGUUAUUGUAGGAAUGCUCGUGUGCAGACCAGAAGGUACCUGGGGCAAAUGUGACUUGGAUUUUUGUUUUAUAUAAAUUGUUUACUUUAUUCAAGUGUUUACUUUUUUGUAACCCUUAGUGAUGUGCUUCAUGUCAGUGGAUUCACGAGCCAAACUCUCGCCUUGCUAGUUGUCAUUGAUUGGCAUUUGGGGAUUUCCGACACCUAAGUAUCCAAAUGUUAUCAUAUUAUUCUGGUAUCAAGAUAAAUGUCAAAGCCCUGAUAUUCACUUGGAAAAUGCCCCUUGUGUCAUCGGCCUAUAUGGAAGUAAAUUGAAAGACAUAAUGGAUAGAUAUUUAUGUGGCAGCUUGCUUUUGUAAGAGAAUCAAGAUUUUACUUAGUGCAUAUGAUUUAGGUUAUAAUUAUAAAUCAUUGCCUAGUAUCCAUAUACCGCUUCUCCAUGCAUAGCUCUUUCCCAUAUGGUCUUUGUAAGCACUUAAGCUACUCACAAAUGGGGCCUGAUGUGCUCUUGUACUCUACUGUACUCUACUCUAUGGCCCUUUGUGCCAUAUGGUGCGUGUUUGCUUCAGUAACUAUCAUCCACACGGAACAAACACACACACUAGAGGUAGCACGGGGCUAUAUGGGUCCCUUUCAGAACCACUGCUCUAGAUAAUGCUCAGAAUUAGAGUUUGAUAUACAGACUUUAAAAUUAUAAUAAAGGUUAUAAAGAUUUUGUAAGAAACAACAACCCAACCACCACCUUCCUGUUGUAUCUCUGUGGCUCUAUCAUAAAAACUAAGAAGAUUUGUUACACAGGAUCUUCCUGUUCAAAAACCAUACUGUCUGUACUUACCUAUUUGUGCCUGCAGGAUCAAGUGUUGGCUCUUGAAUGUUAAUAAACCCUGGAUGAAUGUUAGUGAAGUGUACAGGUUUAGAAGUGGCAGACAAUGCUGAAAAGCAGUUUUUCUUUGGCAUGACCCUUAAGAAAUUCCCUUAAAGGGAAUUGCUAUUAUAAACAACUUUUUUAUUAACUCAGAGAAUUUGUAAACAUUGAUGCUGGUCAAUUAUAUACAAUUUAAUUCCUAAUUUAAAAUGAAGAUUUCAGAGAAUGACGAACAAGUACAAAAUUGUCUUAUUAUGCAUAGGCAGAACUAACACAGCUCCAAGUGUUAUCAGCAAUUACCUCUGGCACACAAAUGGCCAUAUGCAAUUUCUUCCAUUUGAUUUGUUGACUAUAGGUUAAUAGUCAUAACCUAUAGUCAAUAACAUUCCAGGGUUUUGCCGUGCACACCGUGAUAUGCCUGUCAAAACUGAGCAGGCCAGGGGUUAAAGCCAUGGAAAAUGAUACAGUUCCAAGAUGAAAUAAAUACAUAAGCAAGUUAAACAAUUAGAAAAUAUCUGGAUACUUUAUGUUUAUAUUUUGUAUUAUAUUAUGUUUAUCACGAGGUUUAUGGUGCACCCCUAUUGGUACAUUGCAUUUCUUUUCAUAUUAUUGCAUUUCUUUUCAUAUUAGUGCUUGAUUGAUUUUGAUAAAUCGUUUAUUACUGCAUAUUUUUUGCAUGACAUUUUGUUUGUUGUUUACUUUAGGAAGCAUAAAGUUAUAUGCAGGUAACAUAGCUAUUGGCAAUUUUAGAAAUAAAAUCAGUAAGGAAACA
Molecule: messenger RNA, 4307 nt
Organism: Procambarus clarkii (red swamp crayfish)
Lineage: Eukaryota; Metazoa; Arthropoda; Malacostraca; Decapoda; Cambaridae
Source: RefSeq, a predicted model, not a curated record